UACAAAAUCGUCGUCAAGACCAACCACAACAGGAAGACCAAACACACAAACUGCAAGACCUAUCACUUCUACUGCAGUACCCAAAACAACCACUGACGGGCCAACAACAACAGCCUCAGAACCAACAACUACAGGACCAACAACAACAACUGGUGGACUAACAAAAACCAUUGCAGGACCAUCAACAACUGGAUCAAAAACAACAACUGCUGCAUUUCCAACAACUGCUGGUCCCAGAGCAAAAACUGGAGGACAGACAACUGCUCCAGCAGGACCCAUAACAACAACAGCAGAACCAACAAAAACAACUGCAGGACCAACAACUGCAGGACCUACAUCCACAACGGGAGGACAAACAACUGCAGGACGAACAACAACAACUUCAGGACCAAUAACGAUAAAUGCAAGACCCACAACUACUACAGCACGAUCCACAACUACUACAGCAGGACUCACUGCAACUGCAGUUCAAACAACGUUAACUGCAGGACCAACAAGGACAACUUCUGAAACAACAUCACCAAGUGCUGGUCCAACAAAUGAGACAGCAAAACCUGAAACAGCCACUGCAGGACAAUUCACUUCUAUCGUGGGACCAAGAACAACUGGAGGAUUCACCACAACAAAUGCAGGAACAUUAACCAUUACCGUAAGACCCACACCGACAACUUCAGGAAAAUCAACUACAGCAGGAAAAAUGACGAAAACCGCAGGACCAGCAACAAAGUCUUCAGGAUCAACAAUUGCAGCAACAGCAGCACUUACUGCAGGAAUAACAAAAACGAAUACAGUACCAACAACAUCAACUGCAGUACCAACAACUACUAAAGAAGCACCCACAACAGCUGCAGGAACAACAACUAUUGAGGCACUAUCAACUUCUGCUGAGAGAACCAAAACAACAAUUGCAGGAACGACAGCAAAACACACAACUGUAAAACCAACAUUGACCACUGCUGGUCCCGGAGCAAUAACUACAGGGCCAAAAACUACUAAAGCAGGACCCAAAACAUCAACAGCAGGGUUAACAACUGCAGGACAUUCAACAAAAACUGCAGGACCAAUAACAAAUGCAAGAUCGACAUAUACGACAGCAAAACCUGCAAGAACUACUGCAGGACCAAAAUCGGCAACUGCUAAACCAACAUCAAGAACUGCAGCACCGACAAUUACAACAGCAAAACCUGCAACAAAUGCAGUACUAUUAACUUCUAACGUGGGACCCACAACGACUGCAGGACCCACGACAUCAACUGCAGCACCAAAAACAACAACUGCAGUACCCGCAACUACUUCUGCAGGAUCCAUAAUUACUAAAACAGGACCCACAACAACAAAUUUAGGACCAACGACUGCUACUGCAGGACCAACUGAAACUGCAGGACCCACAACAACAACUGCAGGUCCUAGAACUACCAAAGCAAAACCUUCAACAACUGAAGGACCAACAACCACAGCCAAACAAGUAACGACAACUGUGAAGAUAUCCACUCCUGCAGGAGGACCAACAACAAAAACUGAAGGACAAACAAAAACAGGUAAAGGACCACAAAUAACAAGAGCUGAACCCACGGGAUCAACAACAACUGCAGGACCAACAACGACAGCUGCUGAAGCAACAUCAACAACUGCAGGACCAACAUUUACAACAGCAAAACCUGCAACAACAACUGCAGGAACAACAACUGCAGCACUAUUAACUUCUACCACUGGUUCAACAAGCACUGUAGGACCCACAACAACAACUGCAGCACCAAAAACAAGAACUGCAGUAACCACAACUACUUCUGCAGGAUCCAAAACUGCAGGACCGGUAACGAUAAUUACUGAACCAACAUCAACAACUGCUGGACCAACAGCAACGUCGGUAACAUCAUCAGGACCAUUUACUUUUACUGAAAGACCACCAGCAACAACUUCAAGAACAUCAAUGAAAAUCUCUAAACAAACAACACUGACGGCAGCAACAACAAAUGCAGGACCAAAAACAACAUCUACAAGAUCGACAGCUGCAGGACCAGUAUCGAAAGCAGCUGAACCAACAACAGCAGCUAAAGGACCAACAACUACGACAACCGAACACACAGCUGCAGGACCAACAUCGACGACAUCUGCAGGACUAAAAACAACAUCUGACGAACAAAAAACAGCAACUAUAGGACCAAAAAUGACAACUGCAGGAUCAACAAUUGCAGUUACAACUACUACUAAAGCUGAACUCCCAUCAACAACAGAAGAGUCAACAAUAACCACAACAGGACCCACAAAACCAACUGCAGGCCCAUCGUCAACAAGAACUGCACUACCAAAAUCAACCACAACUGCAGGAACCACAACAACAACAACAGCAAAAGGACCAACAACUACGACAAUAGGACAUACUACUGCCGGACCCACAUUGAACACUUCUCAACCCAAAACAGAAACUUCUGGACCAACAAAAAAAUCUGCGGGACCAACGAUAACUAAUGAACCAAAAACAACAACUACAGGAACCACAACAAAAAGUACAGGACCCACAACAAAAAGUACAGGAUCCACAUCAAAAACUGCAGUACCAGCAACUAACACAUCAGGAAUCUCAACAUCAGCAGGAUCAUCAUCUGCCGGACCAACAAUGACAACUGUAGAACUCAAACCAACAACUUCAGGACCAAUAACUAAACCUGCUGAACCCACAACUACUAAAGCAGGACCCACUUCAACAACUGCAAGACCAACAAGGACAACUGCUGAACCAACAACGACUGCUGCACCAAAAGCAACAAAUUCAGGACCUACAGCAACUUAUGAAAUAAUAACAACUGCUGAACUAGCAACAGCUCCUGGACCCAGAGCAACAACCACAGAACCAAAACUAACAACUGAGGGACCAUUACCGACUAACACAACACCAAUGAAAAAAACUGCAAAACCAACAACCACUGCAGGACCAAUAACAACAAAUAAAGGAUCCACAAAUCCUGCUUUAGGACCCUUAACUACCACAACUGGCCCAACAACAAAUACAUUAGGACCCACAGCAGUGACUGCAGGACCCACUACUUCUUCAGAAGAAGGGAAUUUGGAGAUAACUUUUAGUUUAAGCGAAAUAUUUAUUGAACAAUACUCAGACCCUACUUCCACAAGCUUUCAGGUCCUCUCUAAUAAUGUUACAACAGAGGUAGACAAAGCCUUCAAAGCCCAUGUUCAAGAUAGCUUUGCCAGGAGUGAGGUAACAUCCUUCAGUAAUGGAUCAGUCGUUGUUGACUUGAAACUGAUCUUCAAAAACACAUCGGUUGUUCCCAGUGAAAGCACUGCAUUGCAGGUAUUGAUGGACGCAAUAUCCAGGGGCAUCACCAAGCUUAAUGUGGACAGAUCUACUAUUGUGACGAAUAAUAAAGAAACUACUACCACAACUGCAACAAAAGGACCCACACCUUUUACUGCCGGACUCACCGCUUUCUCAGCAGGACCAUCAAUAAUAACUGCAACAACUACAGCAGGACCCAAGACUGCUACUGUAGGACCCACAUCAACAACGGCAGUACGGUCAGCAAACGAAAGACCAUCAUCUAUGAACAACAACUGCAGAACAAACAACAACAACAACUGCUGGAUCAACAACGGUUCGAGCAGUACCCACAACAACAACUGCAGGACCAUUAACUUUUACAGCAAGACCCACCACAACAACUUCAGGAACAACAACGGCAGGACAAACCACGACAACUGCCGGACCAGCAACAACAACCUCAGAAUCAACAAUUUCAGGAACAUCAACGACAACUGCUGA
This is a messenger RNA of Gadus chalcogrammus (walleye pollock), 3775 nucleotides long. Its product is annotated as mucin-5AC-like. The coding region runs from base 698 to 3775 and encodes 1025 amino acids. Lineage: Eukaryota; Metazoa; Chordata; Actinopteri; Gadiformes; Gadidae. The record is from RefSeq and is a predicted model, not a curated record. The transcript has 4 exons.